Anopheles merus is the source of this 5808-nucleotide messenger RNA. RefSeq names its product hepatocyte nuclear factor 4-gamma (gene Hnf4). The record is from RefSeq and is a predicted model, not a curated record. The transcript is spliced from 7 exons. Gene Ontology annotation, molecular function: zinc ion binding; RNA polymerase II cis-regulatory region sequence-specific DNA binding; nuclear receptor activity. Lineage: Eukaryota; Metazoa; Arthropoda; Insecta; Diptera; Culicidae. Gene Ontology annotation, biological process: cell differentiation; anatomical structure development; regulation of transcription by RNA polymerase II. Bases 2989 to 4833 code for a protein of 614 amino acids. Gene Ontology annotation, cellular component: nucleus.
GGGUCGUUGGAGUGGUGGACGGGUAUCGAAGAUGGCGGGAAUGAAAACAAAAACUCCACUGGCCCACCUCCCCCGAUUACGGGAGACCGGGACAGCAAAAUGAUUGCCCCUUCGGAUUGUGGCCCGCGAUGGAAGGAAUCGCUUCCAUUGCAAUUGCAACCGGACCCAUCAUUAUCAUCGAAUGCCAUUCCAUGUGUGUGUGCGUGGGAAUAGUGUGUAGGGCUGAUAAGGCUGGCAUCAAAACAGGAACACACACACGCACACAAAGGGCGGUUCGAUCGUAGCGAUCAUCCGGCAAACUACCCGGUACGAUGAGGACACACUAUGCCGGACAAUUAUCCUCCCAAGCUGGAAGCUUUGUCAUUUACACAGUUGCCUGGCAAUGAAACGAGGAAUCAGGAAGCGGGAUAGAUGGACCGACCGCCGUUCCUUCCCUGUCAACUCUACAAGCGCAAGCGAAAUGAUGAUCUUCGUAGAUGAAAUUACGUCGACCGCAGUUGGUAGCGGAAGAGUAGUCGUCAGCCUGCACGGAUACCGCAUCACAGGCGCGUUUGUUUGAAUAGCGUUUUUUUGCCCCCCCUCCUUGUCAAUCGCCCCAUCCCUUCCUUGAUCUGUCCUACUCACUCUUUUCGUUUUGCUGUAAGUAAAUUGCUGUCUGGAUGGCGUCGUUGGCGUGUUUGCGCCGUGCUGCGUGACUCUAACAGGGGGUUGUGUUUUUGCCACCGCAAAACACACAAUUACGCCAACUCAGCGCAACAGCAGCGCAAAAACAGCAGCAAAAUAUGACUGCGGAGAACGCAAGCCGGGCGCGAACAGAACGUGUAGUACUUGGCUGACGUUACUUACGUGCGUUUUUGACCAUAUAGACUUAGGUGUAGACACGACACGAAUGUUUUGGCCUGGAUGAAAAGAGAGAGAAAAAAAAGGAAACACUUUUUAAUAAGUGAUCGUGUGUCAUAUUUUUGUACAAAUUCCUCUAUCUCUAGAGACAUAUUUAAGAUAGGGCCCCAUGCUCCUCUUGGGCUUUAAACUCUGAAAGCACACGAGAAUGCCAGAAACACACAUACACACUAUUUCUGUUGGCAUUGUGUGAAGUGGGGUGAAGGGUUUGUGAUACCGCCUGGAGCCGAUAAUUAUCGAUAGAGAGUCACCGUCACCGCCACGGUCAUUGCUACCGGGCGGUGGGAUUAGUAGCCCACCACCAGGCUUUAAUUCCUGCUGCGCGAGCGCGCCUUCUUCUUUGCGCACAGGUGACAAAACGCCGCGGAAGAAAACAUCAAGUGCUCCCUUUGGGGGAGGGGGUGUGAGGAGGCGUGUGGGUGCGUGUGUGUGUCAGGGGGAGGAUUUAUGAUGCGUCUGAUUAACUGCACCCGAAGGCACGGAAUGAGUUUUUUUCCGAAGACAAGCCCCGCAGUAACUUCGCUCGUAGAUUGCGGAAAUACAACAUUUACCACCCUGUAUGAGUUCGUGACAGAGAGAAGAGGGUGAUGGUGGCGCGCUAACAUUAACGAUCACUGCUCAAUUUUCCAAUGAAACGCGAAUGAAAUCACACGCCUUCGCGGCACGAUCGCGCGUCGUACUUUGUUAGAAGGAAGAGAGAGAACGAGAGAGCUGCCGUCUCUAGCAGUCGUCGAGUGAGAGAGAGGACGGCCAAGAUCCGCGAAGAUCACGUUCUUUGAUUGUCUUUUGUCAAUUGAGGCAAAAAUAAAAUAAAAGCAGCCAUUGGCUGGUUGCUCUCGAGAUGUGUUUGCUUCGUCACCAUAGCCGCCACACACUUGCACAGAGAUCAUCCCUCCCCUGUAUCUGCGUGGGCUUUAUCCGCGCCUGCUGGCCGGUGGUGGCCUGGGCAGAGCGUGAAGAUGUCUUGCGGUUUGACGAACAGUUGCUUAAAGCUCCUCCGCUAGCGUGUGGCUGUGCAAUUGUUCUGUUUGUCUUAUGCCCCCCUCCCCCGCACCCCCACCCACCACAUUUAACAUCCUUCGCUACACAAGGUUAAACGUCCCCAUUAUGUAAACGAUAAUGUUUGGGCACUUUAGAGAAGCACCACAGAGGGGGGGAAGAUAAGAAGAAGACAAGAAAAAAGCACCAUACGCACACAAGAUUGACCAAUUAAAAAAAAACACACACACACACACACACACACACACACACACACACACUUUUGCGUCCAUCUUAAGGUCCAGGCAAACCUGCCGGGACGGGGGAUGGGAGUAAAUAACACACACACACACACACACACACACACACACACACACACACACACACACACACACACACACAAAGAUAAGAGAUAAGACCGAAGCUUCUCACGGCUGCCACGGGCCAACCAAUCACUCUUCCCCUCCCUCCCGGUCGCUGUGGAAAAGAUGAGGCUGAAAGAAGCUCGAGAUAUUGGUAGGUGAUGGAAGAAGAGUGGCAGUUCCUGGCAGCAACGAAAAAAGCACAAGCCAUCGCCGCGUAAUCGCUCAGUACAGUGCCGAGCGUCGCGGCUGCUGAUUAACGCGUCGUCGAUUUUCUCGGUCGUCCGAUUCCGACCCACCGAAGUAUUGAUCCCGCCCGUGUGGUAUUUUCCAUCCACCGCAGCCACCGACCGUCGCACAGGAUCUCGCAGCGUGUGUUGGUGUGUGUGUGUGUGUGUGUGUGUGUGUCUCUGUGUUGGAGAGGGUUGGUUCUGUCGCGGGGUAGCGAGAAACGGGGCGCGUAGCCGGACGGCAAAUCAUCGCUCACCACACACACCCCGCGCGCCCCAAUGUGUCGCGCACAUAAUCUCUAGGCGGCCAGACAGCAUCGCGUAUCCGCGUACGAACACUAACGCGAAGUGAGAGCACGACGACGACGACGACGACGACGACGACGGCGCUGCUGCUGCUGUUGCACCCAGCACGAGGCUACGACGGCCGCAGACGAUCGUGCGCGCUCCGAACCGUCGAACCGUCCUCGCACGCGCGCGUUCGGUGUCUGUGGUAGUAGUCCCCGUCCCGGCCCGGCAUGAUGAUGCAGUUUUUGCCUCUUACAGAAUGUGUACCACUGCUCGCGAGCCAAUAUGCUGCAACGACCAAAAUGUCUAACGCCGGAAUAGAGUACAGCGAGCUGAACGACCGAACGAAAGGAAGCCACGACAGCCCGAGCCAUACGUCCGAUACGGCGUAUGAAUCAUGCCUGAGCCCCCUGCAGCCGAACGAUAGCGGCAGCUUCAGCGCAAUCAACGUGUGCGCUAUCUGCUGCGAUCGUGCGACGGGCAAACACUACGGUGCCGCCUCGUGCGAUGGAUGUAAGGGCUUUUUCCGCCGGAGCGUAAGGAAAAACCAUACCUACUCCUGCAGAUUCUCACGCAACUGCGUGGUGGACAAAGACAAGCGCAACCAGUGUCGGUACUGUAGGCUGAAGAAAUGCUUCAAAGCGGGCAUGAAAAAAGAGGCGGUCCAGAACGAGCGGGACCGCAUCAGCUGCCGCAAGCCGAGCACGGACGAUAAGAACACCAUCAACGGGCUGUCGGUGAAGUUUCUGCUGCGGGCGGAAAACUUUAGCCGCCACUUCGGCGCGGCGCUGGACGAAACGAACGACGCGGAGGAGGCCGACCUGUCGUCGAAGCGGUUCGCCAGCAUCAACGACGUGUGCGACUCGAUGAAGCAGCAGCUGCUGAUACUGGUCGAGUGGGCCAAAUCGAUACCGGCCUUCGCCGAGCUGCAGCUGGACGAUCAGGUCGCGCUGCUGCGGGCGCACGCGGGCGAGCAUCUGCUGCUCGGGCUGUCCCGCCGGUCGAUGCACCUGCAGGACAUGCUGCUGCUCGGGAACAACUGCAUCAUCACCAAGCAGUGCCCGGAUGCGAACAUGUCGCCCAAUCUGGACAUCUCCCGCAUCGGGGCCCGCAUCAUCGACGAGCUCGUCAGUGCCAUGAAGGAGAUACAGAUCGACGAUUCCGAGCUGGCGUGCAUCAAGGCGCUGGUAUUCUUCGAUCCAAGUGCGAAAGGAUUGAACGAACCUGCCAAGAUCAAAUCGCUCAGGCAUCAGGUGCUAAACAACCUCGAGGACUACAUCUCGGACAAGCUGUACGAUUCGAGAGGAAGGUUCGGAGAGAUUCUGCUGCUACUGCCAGUGCUCCAAUCGAUCACGUGGCAGAUGAUACAGCAAAUCGAGCUUGCCAAAAUGUUCGGCGUCGCGCACAUCGAUAGCUUGCUGCAGGAAAUGUUGCUCGGAGGCGACACUAUCGAUACCUCGUCGACGAUCACCUCACCGAUAAACAUGAUGAACACCAACAACAGCCCAUCCGAUUCGUGUGAUACGACGCACCUCGCGCCAUCGAUCGGGGGCCCACCGGUGGACCACGAGGGGGCCGACCCGCUAGUACAAAUGUCAUCGCUGAACGGACCGCCCGGCUACGGUGGCGAUCCGGACGGUCUGCUCAUGGACACGGUACCGAGCGCCAACAGCUACUGUACGCGCAAAGCGCCCGAUCAGACCACACCGCCGGAUGCGCUCAAUGGGCAGCUGCACGGUCCAAGGAAUGGUGGUGGUGGUAGUGGUACCGUACCUGCAGACGUCGGAUACAUGCAGCAGCAACAGCAGCAUCAACAAAACCAUCAAGUACAAGCGCAGCAGCAGCAGCGUCAUGUUACGGGCAGCUCGGCGGAUGGCACCGUUACGGUAGCGGACAUAUACUUCCAUGCGCCCACGAGUGUCCACGACCCGUCGUCGUCGCUGCAACUGGACAGCGACGUCGCAAUGUUCAACAACAACAAUCUAAGCUGCUGCCCGGGCGAGAUGACGCACGCGCCCGACAAGGGCUGCGAGAUGGUCAAGAUCGAGACGAAGCGCGAGCCGGAAAAUGCCUAAUUCCAAAACCCACCCACAUCCCUCUUGCCAUUCGCAACUAUGUGCGUGAAUGUGUGUGUGUGCGUGUGUGUGAGAGAGAGAGACAGAGUGUAUGUGCUGAUAGUAUAACCAUUUUGGAGGGAAAUGAAAGCAAACCAGAGAAUGGUUGGGGGUUAAUGUGCAAUUGUAAGCAGAAGGCUAGAGCAGAACCAAGAUAGUGCAGCAGCAGCAGCAGCAAGAUUGAUAUUCACGACGACGGGGCACGAGAAGCGAGCAAACCGUUUAGGAAAGGGUUUUUUUGUUUGUUUGUUUUGAAUUGCGUUGAUCGUGUGUGUGCGUGUUUUUUUUUACAUUAUACUCCCCGUUUUGUUGCGGCAGGUUUUUGUUUUGUUUUUGUUUGGUUAGAUUUCCUUACGGUACGGUUAUGGGGCGGGUGACAAAGCGGUGACAGGGCGCUAGGUUUUUCUUCACGAUCGUCGCCGGUCGCUCUCGCGAUCGGUUGCGAUGUGACUGCAAUACUGGUUGGUACUGAGCUUUCUGUUUUGGGUUUUCUUUCAAUGAAAAUGUUCAACGAAUGACUGGAGUAGGCAAGAAACAAACAAAAAAGCAAACACGCCCGUGUUUAAAGCUACAUAAGUAUAAUGAUACUAGGCUAGUUAAGUAACCAAGUCAAAGUCAGACUCAUUCUGUUAGGUAGGUUUUUUUCUUUUUUUUUUUCUCUCUCUCUCUCCUGUACAUAGAUUUACAACCGGUGGUGUGUGCACAUUCGGGAAGGUGAUUGUUAUACUCUUUGCGUAGUUUAGGUAUCUCCCAUCCCCACCCAAUCCUUACCUCCCUUAUCAUUCAUCCCUUUCGCGCUACGGGAUAGCGUGUGUUGGCCGUUUUUUUCCCUCUCGCAUCGCCCGAGCUAAGGAAACGUGUUCUAUAUACUACGACUUUGUUAUACUUCUUCUGUUUUCUGGGACGCAAAAGUGCAAAUAAAAAAAACGACUGUUA